CUGUUACAAUACAGAAAGGCAGUGGAGGACUCAACAAGUUUAAUCCUGUAGAUGGUGCUGUAAGAUUCGCUGGGCUACACUAGAACACUGUCUUCAUGAGGGAAGUGUUUUCAAACUGUGAGUACUUACUUGUCUAUGCAGUAUUUCAAUUGCAGAGCUUUCUUCAGCAGUGAUUUUUAAGACACCAUCAGUAAGGAGAAAUAUGUUGCCAUCUGUGGAGGACUCAUGGAACAACCUUACAACCCUACAGAAAGUAGCUUUAGGCCUUGGAAUUCCAGCAAGUGUCACAGUCCUUUAUAUACUAUAUCGCAGGUAUAAGGAAAGCCAAGAAGAUAUAGUGACUUUCAUAGGGCAAGAUGAAAUUGAAGUAGACAUGAAAGUCCCACAGGAUGCUGUGAAGCUGAUAAUUGGCCGACAGGGAGCAGUAAUAAAACAGCUCAGGAAGGAAACAGGAGCCCGAAUUGACCUAGAAGAUGGUGACGGAGAAGACAUGGUUGGACAGCGGACAUUACUGAUAUGUGGGCACCCAGUUCAGGUCUGCAAAGCUAAAGCCAUGAUUCAUCAAAUUCUAGCAGAUAAUGUGCAGGUUACAGAGAAGUUUUAUGUACCACAACAAAGCGUUGGAAGAAUAAUAGGUAGAGGUGGUGAAGUUAUCAGGUCAAUUUGUCGUCAGUCCAGGGCAAGAGUAACUUGUGAGAAGGAGACCAGUGAUCAAAAACCCACACUAAAAAGACUUAUCACAAUACAGGGGAACAAAAAGGAGGUCCAGGAAGCAAAGGAUUUGAUUUUGGAGAAGGUUGCUGAGGAAGAAGAGUUUAGAAAGAAAAUCAUUGCAUCUGCUGCAACUCGUCAACUCCGAAAACAGCCCGCUGGUAUUAGGAAGGAGGAGUUUAAACUUUCAUUCCCAGCUGGUGCAAAUCUAGCAGGAGUGAGUAGAAAUGAUAAUGUGACAUCGUUGGGUCAUCCUAAAGAUGAAACCACGCAGGUUGGGUCUAUGUUAAGUGCUUUGUCUGCAAGACUAAAUGAAACAACUCCUGGGAGGGAUAAAGGAACUAUGACAGAGUCCUUGAAAAGUACUUUGCCCAAAGGACUGAUUGAAGAAACAAACUCUGGGAGUGCUAAGGGUACCAGGACUGAAUCUUUGGAAAAUGCUUUGCCCUUAGGACUGAAAAAGGGUACCAGAAGUGAAUCUUUAGAAAAUGGUUUGUCCACAAGACUGAAUAGUGAAGCAAACUCGGAGACAGAUAAUGAGCCCCAUGAAUUUUCUGAUGAUGUAUCAAAAUUUGAAAUUCCCAGCCCUGAUCUCAGCUUCCAGCCAGAUGAGCAUCUUGAGGUCUGUGUUUCUGCAAGUGAAAAUCCCAACCAUUUUUGGAUCCAGAUCCUAGGCUCUCGAACUCUGCACCUUGAUAAGCUGACAAAGGAGAUGUCACAGUACUACAAUACCUGUGAUAGAGAAGAUGAAGUACUGAGUGCUCAAGUUGGAGAUAUUGUAGCUGCCCCUUAUACUGGGGAGCAGAGUUGGUAUCGAGCCAGAGUUCUUGGAUUCCUGGAGAAUGGAAACAUUGACCUUUAUUAUGUAGAUUAUGGUGAUAAUGGAGAGUUUCCACUGUCAACACUGCGUGCUCUGAGGAGUGAUUUCUUAAGUCUACCAUUUCAAGCUAUUGAGUGUGGUUUGUCUGAGGUUGCUCCUGUUGGUACACACUGGACAGAGAAAUCUCUUGAUGACUUUGAUCGCCUUACAUACUGUGCACAAUGGAAACCGUUGGUGGCAAAGAUAUGCAGCUAUAGUCAAGCUGGGAGCUCUACACGGCCAAGUAUCAAGUUAUAUGAUGCUGGGAGUGGGAAGAGUAUUGAUAUUGGUGAGGAACUAAUUCAUUUGGGCCAUGCAGUUUAUCAGCCACAUGAAGAACACAGAAACUCCAGGGACAGAUCUGAUCUUUCAGUGAAAGAAGACUCGGAAAAGACACUUAAAAAUAUGCUGGAUGAUGUUACAGAUGCUUCUCCAGGGAGCUUUCCAACUGAAUUACUGACGAGAAAACCUUCUGAAGAUAUGCUGGAACUGUCAGAAAAAAUGUCAUUUGAAGAAUAUGAGAAAAGCAUGAAGGUUAGCAGCAGACUAAACAACUUUUCCAGUUUGGAGCUUAGAUCUGUUGAACAUUUCCGAAGUGAUGUUGAAAGUGAAAUAGCUUCUGCUUUUGCAGCUUCAUUGGCUCUACGAGACAUAAUUCAUUCUUCCUCUCCAGCCUGUAGUCCUCAUGAAACUGAGGACCAAGUAUCCAGGGUGCAUUCAGUGAGUCUUGAUCAGUCAGACUGCACAGACCAUGAGGAAAUGCAUUUCAGUGAUCUUCAGCUAACACCCAUCAAAGUGGAUUUUGUUUACCCCCUGAAAAGUAGACUGAGCCUUUUGAGAAGUCAGAGUGACUCUUUGUCCCCUGAUGAUCUUAUCACUGGGGAACCAGUGAUGCCACAAGGUGAGAAUGAUUAUAGUGACACUACUGAUCAGCAGCUUUCCUCGCAGGGACAGAACAUGCCAAAAGAUGAUAGCAGUAGUUCUGUUAAGGCGAUUCUUUCAGAGGAAGACGGUCAUAAAAUGCAUUAUCAAGUGCCCUGCAUAAGUUCCAGCAGUAGAUCAACAUCUUCAAGUCAUUUCUCCUCACUACAUUCUGGCAGUGAUCCUGAGUUAUCUAAGGAGACAGUAACUUCAGAAAGUCUUCCAACUCUUUCCAGCAGCAGAAGUGCUACAGAAUCAACUUCUGCUGACAGCAGUGUGUACUCUCUGCGAGGGUGUUUUUAUUAUGCAUCAUCUUCAGAGGAUUCAUCUGAAUCUUCUUGCAGUACAAAUUCAGAAUAUUCUGAAGAGUCUCAGAAUGACGUGAUUAUCAUCAGUUCCUCUGCUGAUGAAGGAGAAGAAAGCCUACCGAUGACUUGUUCAGAUGAAACCUCUGUUUCUAAAAAUGACGAUGAACUUGUCCUCCUAGAUGAUGAUUCACAAUGAAGCUACAUUGUGGUUUCUGUUUUCAGGAGUUGAUGGAGUAAUGCAAAAAAAGUAGCUGAAAAUAUUCUACUCUCCAGAAGAACAGUGAAGUGUAUUUGAGUCCUGGUGGUGGUUGUGACCGAUAUACUGAAUGUUUACAUUUGAAGUGUUUACUGAUUAUUGGUUUGUCUUGCACAUGUUGGCCCUUUCUUUGGAUCAAGCUGAUUUCACGACAAAGCAUCUUGGAAUACAUAGACAAAAGAGAUCCAUUUGAAUUUAUUUUUCUACAUUCCCUUUUUAUGCUGUCAUUUUGUUAUCUGCCACUGUAUGUUAUACACAGGAAAAGUAACCUUUUACAGUUCCUACUCUGAUUAAAUCAGUCUUUUGGUGGUGGUGUUUUUAAAGAGAUUUAUACAGUCACAGGGGAAAGUAUAUUUUCAAAAGUGCAAUACCUGUAAAUUUUCCUGUUUGCAGUUUUUUUGUAAUACUUGCUUUGGUUUAACAUUUAGUAAUGUUUUUUUUUCUGUUAUCGAGUUAAAAAGUUUACGUACAAACCAUUAAUCAUUUGAGUUUCUUCAGGGAUGUGUAUUUGACUAGAGCUGGAGAGCUAGGCUUACACUUUGCAGUCUUAACACUAGACAGAAGUUCCGUUACGUUACCACCUGUUACACUGUUCUCAUAUUUUUUUUUCUGUAGGCUUCAUUGCUGUAACCCUUCUUUGUCUUCUUAUUAGUGAUCCAGUAUCUUCCACACUGAUGUCAGCUCUAUGCUGUAUAAAUUUCUGUGAAAUAUUUUUGGCAAACAUCAGUGAGGAAAUAUUUGGUUUUGUAGCAUCACCCCUUUUAUUCAAAGAAACAAACAUCAUUUAAUGUUUCUAUUUAGAAUUUUGUGUUAUUUUCCUGCUUUCUUCUGUGUGCAUUACAAUUGUACUUUAUGGCAUGGGAUGUUUUGGUUCUUACCUAAAUACACUUUUGUAUGCUGUUGGGUCUUUGGUAGAAAGUUGAUGCAGCAGAGAGCAUUUCUGAAUGUUUACCCAAAAGCUAGAUUUCAGAUUCGAUCUAAAGUAGCAUGUGCUCACUUUGUAAUGACGGACGUGCUUAGAUUAGUUGUGCUAGAAUAUGAAUAUGUAUAAAAGUACAUUGGCCUUCUCUAAUGCAAAGUUGUGCAAUUUGAAUGUAUAAAAAAUAUAGUGCACACAGUUGAAGCACAUUGUUUCACAUAUUCUGUAGACAGUUUUUUCCCCCUGAAUUUAUUUGAUUUGAUGUCUUAUUUAAUUCUGUUUCAUGUGCUACACACUUACUUUUCGCGCUGUCCUCAUAUGUCUUUUUAAGAUAAACACACUGCUGAAACCCAAGUUUAAGUAUGCAUGAAAGUCAUAGUUAAGCUUAAGAACACACAGACUGGAAAUUGUACAGAGGAUGUCAUUGUUUUGUCACACUCUUGCAUGAAUUACUAGUCCUCCUAACAAGUGAUGUCUGAGUGGCACUACUUUAGUCAAAACAUGUAAAUGUGACAGUUUUCCAGCGUUCUAGAUGGAUACACCCCAGUACCUAAUGUGAAGGGUUCUACCUUGGACAUUCCUUCUGCCUUGAAAGAUUAUAUCAGCAAAGCUGAUUUUCUCUAAGUAAUGUCAUCCACUCUAAUUGUACGCAGACCUUCACAAGUACAUUUAGCAUUCCAGGACAGUUUAGCUUGAACAUACUUCGCCCUGGUUUCAUAUCUACAUUUUGUGUCAAACAGUUGCCAACAGCUUGGAUAUUAAAUCAGAAGGCAUGUAUUACAUUGUCUUCUGUUUUUACCUUUGGUGCAGAUUUACACAAAUGCAAGCUGUGAAGCUAGAAAACAUGAAACUGUUCUUAGUACAGCAUUCUGUUUUAACCUCACUUUAACUUUCUUCUCGUUUGCGAUUUCAUUUUAUUUUAACAAAGGGGGAGAAUCAUUUAAUGCACUUGUAGAUGAAGGGGUUUGCCAAGCCCCAAUUAAUAUUGUACUUCAUGUAGUUGAACCUAUGGAUUCUGUUUUCAAAUUUUGAUACAUUUUUUUUGUUUGUUUCCUUCCAGACAGUUAUUUGUUGGGCAUUUACUUCUCUCUAAAGUUUGUUAUAGUAGUAGACUCCUAGUAGGCGGAGCCAGAGGUGUUGCACUUUGGUGGAUUAAGAUCAUUUCAGAGCAGAAUUAGGAAUAAUAUCUUCUGCACAUUGUGUUCAAUUUCCAUAUGUAGAUUUUACAGAUUUUUCUUUUGAAAAAGUUAUGCUUCCUGAGAAGUUAUAUUUCAAUUUUUAUGUUACAGCAUUUGUCCCCAGUACUUAAGUAAGAAGUGGAAAUGACAGUAAAAGGACAUUUCAGGGGGUUGCUAUUGAGGGUGUCUGUUAACAUGCAUGCCAAAUCAUAUGGCUUAUGCUAGAAAACACUUAAAAUGUAGUAUACUAGUCGUGCAAUAAAGACAUGUUAUGUAGAUACUCUGUUAAAAUAAUUUGCAAAAUGUUAAAUUUAUUUUUCUCUAUAGUAUGAAAGUUUGUUUUGAAAAGCAGUAUGUUAUGUAGAUGCUAUAUUGAAAUUUGCACUCGUAAUUUUUUUCUCAAUAAUAAAUAUGACUGAGAAUUUAUUUCUGAUGCUUUAUUUUGUGUCCUUUGCCUGCAAACAAAUCCCAUCUGAGGUGCUUUUCAUGUUAAACCUUUCCAGUUUAUAGUGUUGCAAUAAAUACUAC
Molecule: messenger RNA, 5680 nt
Organism: Protopterus annectens (West African lungfish)
Lineage: Eukaryota; Metazoa; Chordata; Ceratodontiformes; Protopteridae
Gene: TDRKH
Product: tudor and KH domain containing
Exons: 15
Coding region: 203-2995 (930 amino acids)
Biological process (GO): spermatogenesis
Molecular function (GO): RNA binding
Source: RefSeq, a predicted model, not a curated record